AGAGUUGCAUCGCAUGCACUGCCCGUGUGCGUUCGCCAACUUUUCAACUGUCUCGCGGCCGAGUGAGAGAACGAGCGCGAGCACACUGCCGGAGCGUAUUGUACUACUACUACGUGCAGCUGUAUUUUUUUCAUUCAAUGUUGUAAAUACGCGCCAUCGCAGCAGCAACAAGACACCACGCGUUGGCCCUUAGAAGCAGCAACGGCCAAUAAAAAAGAAAAAAAGGGGGAACGAAGAUAGCGCCGCCACUACUGCCGCCACCACCGCUCUCGCACUCUUUCUCUCGUGAACAAUUGUUUGUAUCUCCGGAGACAGGCACAGCCGUUCCAGGACAGUGUGCAUACUCGACUUCCAAGGAUGUCGCUCGAGUAUUUUCCGACGAAGGGCAUGUAAGUAUUCCGGGUGAAGCAGCAAAUAGAAAAAGAAGAAUGCCGGCAACGCCAGUGAAGACAAUUGUUGGCAGUUAUUGUCGCUGUCGCUUGCCGUCGCCGACGAUGACGACGGUCAACUGCAUCGUCUCCACGACUGCCGACUCCUGAGACUGCUACCGUUGACAACAACAACAGCAAAAGUUUCAUUUGGUGGUGACAACAGUGGGUUGAUGCGGUGCCCCGUACAUGUACAAGUGUGCAUCUCGAAAAGAUCGUGACGAGGAUGAACUCGUCAAUGAACAGAUUAUGAAGGCAAAUGGAACAAACAAUGGCUGCAACCGAAUGAAUACCCCACUGGCAGCCACCACCACGCUGGAGGACCCAGGGACACCAGCUUCGUGGAAGGGACCACCACCAGGUCCUUACAAUAGUACGGGAGGUCCACCGAGCAAUGCUGGUGGUUUCCAAGGGCUUAGUCCUUUUCCGGGUGGCGCAGGCAGUCCUGCAGGAGCUCCACCAUAUCAAGGUCCACCACCUGGAUCUGCAACACCACAAUAUACUGCAUCUCCAGCACCUAGCGGGUCAUCUACACCUGGACCAGGACCUCCACCUAGUGCUGGUGGUUUUCCUCCUCCACCAAAUAAUGCUGGUCCGCCUUAUAAUGGUCCAAGUCCAUUUGGCUCUCCCUCGGGUGGACCUGGUCAGUUUGUCGGCAGGCCCGGCUCUUCGGGACCGCCCUUUGUGCCACCUGGUGGUGGUAAUCCGCACUUCCCCCCACCUGGCCAACACUUUAGCGGUCCGCAAUAUGGUAUGCCACCAGGCAGCCCCUUCGGACCCGGAGGUCAUCCCAUGGGUGGACCCAUGGGACCUGGACAUCCCGCGAUGAUGGGCCCUGGAGGUCCUAUGGAUCGCAUCGAUCAAGG
Molecule: messenger RNA, 1294 nt
Organism: Phymastichus coffea
Lineage: Eukaryota; Metazoa; Arthropoda; Insecta; Hymenoptera; Eulophidae
Product: basic salivary proline-rich protein 2-like
Exons: 5
Source: RefSeq, a predicted model, not a curated record